Grosmannia clavigera kw1407 is the source of this 195-nucleotide messenger RNA. RefSeq lists its product as uncharacterized. NCBI's taxonomy places the organism in Eukaryota, Fungi, Ascomycota, Sordariomycetes, Ophiostomatales, Ophiostomataceae. The transcript has a single exon. The coding region runs from base 1 to 195 and encodes 64 amino acids. The record is from RefSeq and is a predicted model, not a curated record.
AUGGCCGACAUCUUCCUCCCGUUCCCGUCCCUGCCCUACAUCGCAGCCGCGUCGUCCUCCUGGCUGUCCUCGAUCACCGUCGCCUUGCUGCGCUUGGUACGCCGCUUCCGUCCACCCUUUGCUCCCCUAGCCGGCGACGGGGUCUCGUCCGGGCUUUGCGAAGGCCGGCGCUUCUGGGCGCGUGUGGGCUCUUGA